Molecule: messenger RNA, 1200 nt
Organism: Alnus glutinosa
Lineage: Eukaryota; Viridiplantae; Streptophyta; Magnoliopsida; Fagales; Betulaceae
Product: G-type lectin S-receptor-like serine/threonine-protein kinase At4g03230
Exons: 6
Coding region: 1-1122 (373 amino acids)
Biological process (GO): protein phosphorylation
Molecular function (GO): ATP binding; protein serine/threonine kinase activity
Source: RefSeq, a predicted model, not a curated record
AUGGCUCCAGAUAACAGGGGAAGCAAUCAGGGAAGCAUCGCAUUGCACUUGUACGACACUGAGAGACGUAUCAAAGAUUUUAUAGAUUCAACUGAGUUAAGAGAAGAUGAUAAGAAAGGCAUAGAUGUACCAUUUGUUGCUUUGGCAACCAUACUAGCUGCAACAGACAACUUCUCAGAGGCAAACAAGCUUGGACAAGGGGGAUUUGGGCCUGUUUACAAGGGUAAGUUUCCAGGAGGACAACUUAUUACUAUAAAGAGGCUGUCACGAGGUUCAGGACAAGGCUUAGAAGAAUUUAAGAAUGAGGUUGUGUUGAUUGCCAAACUUCAGCAUAGGAAUCUUGUUAGACUUUUGGGCUAUUGCAUUGACAGAGAUGAAAAGAUGUUACUCUAUGAAUAUAUGCCCAACAAAAGCUUAGACUCCUUAUUUGAUCGAACACUAUGUGUGUUAUUGAACUGGGAGAUACGCUUUGACAUCAUUUUGGGAAUCGCUCGAGGGCUGCUUUAUCUUCACCAAGAUUCUAGGCUGAGGAUCAUUCAUAGAGAUUUGAAGACAAGUAAUGUCCUGCUAAAUGAGGAGAUGAACCCCAAGAUUUCUGACUUCGGCUUGGCCAGGAUCUUUGAAGGCAAACAAACUGAGGCAACCACGACCAGGGUAGUAGGGACUUACGGCUACAUGUCUCCUGAAUAUGCUUUGGAUGGGUUUUUCUCAUUCAAGUCUGAUGUCUUUAGCUUUGGUGUGGUUGCACUUGAGAUUAUUAGUGGGAAAAGGAGCACAGGAUUUUUCCAGUUAGAAGAGUCUUUGAGUCUUCUAGGCUAUGCAUGGAAACUGUGGAAAGAAGACAGGGCAUUGGAUUUAAUGGACCAGACAUUACGUGAAAGUUGCAACACAAACGAAUUUUUGAGGUGUGUCAAUGUUGGACUUUUAUGUGUACAAGAAGACCCCAGUGAUCGUCCCACUAUGUCGAAUGCAGUUUUCAUGCUUGGGAAUGAAACUGCGACUCUCCCAACUCCUAAACAACCAGCCUUUGUCGUAAGGAGACCCCUUUCUAGCACAGGUUCUUCUUCUAGUAGACCACGAUCAUUUAAUGAAUUAACAGCUACCAUUGAAGAAGGUCGAUGAUGAUGGAAGUUCUUAUCAUGAGUCCUGUUUUCUCUUUACCAGUUUCUACUGCUUAAUCAGUACUGUAACUUCUUUUGC